AUGCUUGGUGUCUCGCUACUAUCCAAGGCAGCAGCUAUUGUGUUGCUUGCAGGAAUUACAUAUGCUAGCCCGGUGGCAGACUUUUUACAACGGCCUAUUGGUGCUUUGAAUGAUCAUCAACAUCAUCAUGAAGGCUUGACGCAACAUCAUUGUGGAACAUUUUCCAGCGAGUCACAAGAUCGAGACAAGUUUACCGAUGCAUGGCUCUCUUCUCUUCACCCUAGUUUACCAGAGCAUUCGAUACGUUACAAGACGCCUGAUGAUGGUAUCUGUGACCCAAGUGUCAAACAGAUCAGUGGCUAUUUGGAUGUUGAAAAGGAUAAGCACUUUUUCUUUUGGUUCUUUGAAUCACGCCAUAAUCCUAAGGAGGAUCCACUUAUUCUUUGGGUGGAUGGAGGUCCUGGAUGCUCAUCCAUGGUUGGUCUUUUGACCGAAUACGGGCCAUGCCUUGUUGACAAAGAGACAGGGGAUACAACCUUAAACAAGCAUUCUUGGAACAACAAUGCAAGCGUCAUCUUCCUUGAUCAGCCCUUGAAUGUGGGGUAUUCUUAUGGAAAGGGCGGUGCUCUCGAUUCGGUUGCUGCUGCUCAAGACGUGUAUAGUUUCCUUCAAAUCUUCUUUAAGGAGUUCCCUGAUUAUGCAUCUCUUGAUUUCCAUGUUGCUGGUGAAUCAUAUGCUGGCCAUUUUGUUCCUGCUAUCGCUGGUGAGAUCAACCGCAACAAUAAGGAUCUAUCUCUUUCCUUUUCUCUUUCCAUGGAAUCCGCUCUCUCGACUAUCAACCUCAAAUCGAUUUUGGUUGGUAACGGGCUUACCGAUGCAUUAACACAAUACAAGUAUGCAUCCGAAUUUGCAUGUGGCAAUUCUUAUGGAAUCUUCCUUGACCAAGAGACGUGCGAUCAAAUGGAUGAAAAGUACCCUGCAUGUGCAGAGCUUAUCAAAGAGUGCUACGCAUCCCAAGACAAAGCCUCGUGUAUGCCAGCUUAUCUUCAAUGCAACAGGGACAUACUUGAACCCUACCGAGCACAAGGCAAAAAUCUAUAUGACGUUCGUAAAGAAUGCAAAGUCGACAAGUUGUGCUUUGAGAUCGUGGGUGUUAUGGAAGCCUAUCUCAAUCGGCCCGAGGUUAUGAAGGCACUUGGUGCACAAGUCGACACGUUUGAAAGCUGCAAUGAUGAUCUCGGCUUUGAAUUCAGCACUUAUGAUUGGAUGCGACCUUAUGUCAACGAGAUACCACUGCUUUUGGAAGAUGAUAUUCGCGUCUUGAUUUAUGCUGGUGACGCUGACUUUAUAUGCAAUUGGAUGGGCAACAAAGCAUGGAUGAUUGAAUUGCCUUGGAAUGGUCAUGAUGAAUUUGCUGCUGCCAACGACACGGAUUGGUUUUCCAUCACCGCGAAUGAGCAAGGUGGUGAGCUGCGUACCACCAAAGACGGCCGUUUCGCCUUUUUACGAGUUUUCGAUUCGGGGCAUAUGGUGGGCAUGGAUCGAGGCGACUAUGCUAUAGACAUGUUGAAUAGCUGGCUACAAGGCACUCUUGUUUAA
This is a messenger RNA of Lichtheimia ornata, 1539 nucleotides long. RefSeq lists its product as uncharacterized. The record is from RefSeq and is a predicted model, not a curated record. Gene Ontology annotation, biological process: proteolysis. The coding region runs from base 1 to 1539 and encodes 512 amino acids. Gene Ontology annotation, cellular component: fungal-type vacuole. Lineage: Eukaryota; Fungi; Mucoromycota; Mucoromycetes; Mucorales; Lichtheimiaceae. The transcript has 6 exons. Gene Ontology annotation, molecular function: serine-type carboxypeptidase activity.